AUGGAUAAAAAAGAAGAAUUAAUGCAGAUGAGAGAUACUUUGUCCUCAGUACAAAAGACAUUAUCAGAGAAAGAGACCGUUCUUCAAGAAAUUAAUGCUUGUUUAGCUGAGCAGAUUCUAAAAACAUCUAGCGAGUCUGAAAUGCUUGGAGCAUGCAUUCAUCAUCUUCGUAAUAGUAUCACUAAUCAUAUACAUCUUAUGAUUUUUGGAUAUUUACUUCCUAGAAGCAAAUAUACUAUUAUGCUUGUCUUUCCAGAUUCAGAGGUGCUCGCAAUUCCUAAUCUAAAUGGAGGUUUAGAAGCAAAUGGAUUCUGUUUUUUCAAAGAUUUAAUAAAUAUAACUGAAAAGUUGAUAUAG
Rhizophagus irregularis DAOM 181602=DAOM 197198 is the source of this 357-nucleotide messenger RNA. NCBI's taxonomy places the organism in Eukaryota, Fungi, Glomeromycota, Glomeromycetes, Glomerales, Glomeraceae. The record is from RefSeq and is a predicted model, not a curated record.